AUGGCGUCAUCCACUUCUAAAGCCUUUGCCCAGGGUCUCAUCGACUUUAUCAACGUUUCUCCAACUCCAUUCCACGCCGUCGACGCCGCGAAGAAGGCGCUUCUUAAAGCUGGAUUUAGUGAGAUCAAGGAACGAGAUGCAUGGGGUGGUAAAGUUCUCAGCGGUGGGAAGUACUUCCUCACCAGGAACGGAUCCUCGAUUAUCGCUUUCGCUGUUGGAAAACUGUGGAAGCCCGGUAACCCAAUGUCCAUUGUCGGCGCUCACACAGACUCCUGCGCUCUCCGAUUAAAACCCGUAUCCAAGCGAACGACCGAAGGAAAUACUUUUAUGCAGGUUGGCGUCGAAAGUUAUGGUGGUGGAUUAUGGCAUACUUGGUUCGAUAGAGAUUUGAGUAUGGCCGGAAGAGCCAUGGUCCGACAGAAAGACGGAAAUAUCGUUUCGAAGUUGGUUAAAAUCGAUAAGCCAAUCCUUCGGGUGCCAACCCUCGCCAUCCACCUCGACCGACAAGAAAAAUUCGAAUUCAACAAGGAAACCCAAUUGUUCCCCAUCCUCGGUCUCAUUUCUGCCGAACUAAAUAAGGACGGACCAACCGCCGCACCAGAGGGAGAUGAAAAGAAACAGAACACAGAAGAGGAGAAGGUCGAAAAGCCGUUUUCACCACUAUCCGCCAUUACGGAACGUCACCACCCAGCGGUCGUCAAGUUGAUUUCAGAAGCUACUGAGUCCCAACCAGAAGAUGUAUUGGACUUUGAGAUGUUGCUUUAUGAUACCCAGCCCGGUACUUUGGGUGGGUUGAAUGAGGAGUUUAUCUUCUCUGCUAGACUUGAUAACUUGGGCAUGACAUACUGCUCCAUAGAGAGUUUGAUCGCCUCCGUCGAAGCAGACGACGCCUUGGACCAAGAACAGGGCAUCCGUAUAAUCGCCUGCUUCGAUCACGAAGAAAUCGGUUCCCAAACCGCACAGGGAGCAGACUCGAACCUUCUACCAGCGGUAGUCCGCCGCCUCUCCGUCCUCUCCGGCGACAAAGACUACGACUUCGCAUCCGUCUCCUCCUCCACCUCCCAAGCCUCCACAACAGACCACCUCUUCUCCCCCACAACAACCUACUUCGAAGAAUCUCUUAUCAAAUCCUUCCUAAUCUCCGCCGACAUGGCACACUCCGUCCACCCAAAUUACCCCGGAAAAUACGAAUCCCACCAUCGACCGGAGAUGAACAAGGGAACCGUUAUCAAGAUCAAUGCAAAUGCUAGGUAUGCUACUAACUCUCCGGGAAUAGUCUUGGUUCAGGAGUGUGCUAGAGAUGCCGGGGUGCCGUUACAAUUGUUCGUGGUUAGAAAUGAUAGCAGCUGUGGAAGUACCAUUGGACCCAUGUUGAGUGCGCAGAUGGGGAUGAGGACGUUGGAUUUGGGGAAUGCGCAGUUGAGUAUGCAUAGUAUUCGAGAGACUGGUGGUGCACACGACGUCGAACAUGCGAUCAAGUUAUUCAAGGCGUUCUUCCAGAAGUAUACGGCUUUGGAACCUACGAUCUUUGUUUAG
Orbilia oligospora ATCC 24927 is the source of this 1536-nucleotide messenger RNA. RefSeq lists its product as uncharacterized. The record is from RefSeq and is a predicted model, not a curated record. Gene Ontology annotation, molecular function: metalloaminopeptidase activity; zinc ion binding. The transcript is spliced from 9 exons. Gene Ontology annotation, biological process: proteolysis. Bases 1 to 1536 code for a protein of 511 amino acids. Gene Ontology annotation, cellular component: fungal-type vacuole. Lineage: Eukaryota; Fungi; Ascomycota; Orbiliomycetes; Orbiliales; Orbiliaceae.